AUGGUGCCAAGUUCACGUGGAAUGGGUUCUGAAGUUGAGUCGUUCCUGCUUUCGCCACAGGCACCAGGGGCCUUCUCCCUACCCUUUUACUCACCCCAGCCACAGAGAAUUAAAUGUACAGUUGGGGUUGCCCUCUCUAGCCCUCCUCUUUUUAGAGCUGUGUUCGUGCCUCUCCUCCGACUCAGUAGUAUCUCGCUGGUCCAAGCAACGGAGCUUUCUGGGCGAGGGCGAUGGUGUGGGGGACCCAGAGCGUUCGGAGGGGGAGGUGCUGGAAUAAAGAGGCUGAUGGGAUUUAACUUUAACCCGCGAUUUCUCCCCGGAGUUCACAGAGUAGGCAACGAAGCCGAAGCAAUUGGACCCCGCGUUGGGAAGCCGACGAGUGGCGCCACCAACACAAGACCACCGGCCUCAGCCAGACCACCCACAGCGCGACCAGGGAGACAGGCUCCAGGCGCGCCUGCGCCCACCGAAGGCGUGAGUGCGCUCCGGGAGGGACCACCCGGCCGCCCGAUCCGGGAACCUCUGCCAACCCGGGGCCGCCCGCCUCCCGGGGCGGCGCCUCGGGCCGCCAGGGGAGAGCAGAUCAAAACAACCCGCGACCCCGCCCUUCCCGGAGCUUGGUCCACAGCACGCCCCAAGACAGCCAAGCGGAGCCGGUCCCGGCCGCACGCUGCAAGCACGCGGGAGACACGAGCGCAGCAUCCCGGGCCGUGCAGCUGCGAACUGGCGCUGGGAGGUAGAGUGCGGCAGCCACCGUGCCACGCACCCUCCGUGCGCUUACCUGAGCGGUGGCCGGCGGGGAUGAUGGACAGGGCGGACAGGGCCACGAGAAGGAGGCGAAGAGAGCGGCGAGGAGCUCUUCUUCUGGAGUCGGAAGAGUGCAGCCUGCCUGAUCGUCUUGCAUUCACACGUCAAAUUUAGGAUGUGGUUCCAUUGAACCCAAACCUUCCACUGAAACAGGCUGUUGGGAAGUGGAGCUUGCUGCACAUGGGCUGACUUCAGUGGGCAAGCAGUGAAAACUUUAAACCAGGCUAGAGAAAUACAGUUGGGGACUCGAUUUGCAGUCACCCUGAAAACCAAACCCAGAAUGUAACCUGUUUUGUUUUUAGAAACCCAAAUUAGUUCUGGCCAAAAUAAUGGAGCCUAACAGAUGUCAAGCCAAGCCCAAACAAAAAAAUAAAGGGAGAGCCCUGGAGGUUGACAGCAUUCCUGGACCCUGUAAAGGUGUUUCUCUGGAAAGUUGUAUUAGUCAGCCUUUCAAAUUCCAAUCUACAUAAUAAAGGAGGAAAGAGCAAAUUCCACUUGAA
This is a messenger RNA of Mesocricetus auratus (golden hamster), 1307 nucleotides long. RefSeq names its product cleavage and polyadenylation specificity factor subunit 6-like. Lineage: Eukaryota; Metazoa; Chordata; Mammalia; Rodentia; Cricetidae. The record is from RefSeq and is a predicted model, not a curated record. The coding region runs from base 1 to 921 and encodes 306 amino acids. The transcript is spliced from 3 exons.